Messenger RNA from Caenorhabditis angaria, 2928 nucleotides. The record is from the annotation of a GenBank genome assembly. Lineage: Eukaryota; Metazoa; Nematoda; Chromadorea; Rhabditida; Rhabditidae.
AUGAAGAUUGCAUGUUGUGUUUUGAUUAUUCUGGCUUUUAAUGUGGUAUCAAUAUUCGCUGGUUAUGAGAAUCCGCAGUGUCCAAAUCCAAAACCAAAUGAUAAAUUAUCUUCUUCCGAAAAAAUUGUCAUUGCUUUUGUUAUAGGUUUUGGUAAUGAUGGAAUUGAUGUAAGUUUAAAUAAUGAAUUUCUGGAGAUUUCAAAUUUUAAUUUUCAGAAAUAUAAGAUAGCUUAUGUAUUGAACCAAUUAGCGUGUUGGAUACCAACAAAUCAAAAUGUUCAAUCUUUUGUUUUCCAUUAUUUUAACAACGGCGCGGAAAAAAAUAAUAAUAUGCACGUGAAAAAGACAUGGCAAACUAUGAAGGACAUCUUUGAUGGUACUUUGUGGAUAUCUUCGAAAGAAUUUUCAUUCCAUACAACUAUGUUUUACAGAUCCAAAUACGAUCGCAACAUGUGUACAUUUCACAAAGGGUCUUGAAAACAUCAAAGCCAAAUCUUGGGAUUCAGUCGAUAAAAUCAAAUUGAUUGUUCAUGAUGAUUUAAUGGCGGGAACCACAAACUGUGAUCAUCAGAAGAUGUUCAACGAUACACAAAUGGGCGAGAAGUUCGAGUUGUACGAUAUAAAAUUCACAAAUGGCAAUGAUCCGGGCACGUUAUAUUAUACAAAUGUACGCUCGAUCAAAUCUGCAAGUGAGUUUUUUCCAAAUAUAAUCCAUAUUCGAUAGAUGUCUUACAGAUCAGAAUGCCACCGAGGAGUUAAGAAAUGCCACGUAUAAUUUGUAAGUUUCCUCACCAUUUUCAUUUUUCGAUGAAUUAUCCAAAUUCCUUGAAUAUUUCCAGCAUGCAACGUAUUCUUGGAAUUGAAGAACCGACAACAACAACACCUACAACAACUACUUCAAUUUCAACUUCAGCUUCAUCCUCAUCAACAACAACAACAUCAAUAACAGAAGUAUAUCAUCCAGCAGAGCCGAGUUCAGAAUUUCCAUUUGGAUACAUAAUCAUGAUUGCAUUUCUUGUUAUCUUUUUUUUGAGUUUUAUUACUUUUUACAUAAUGAUGUAUGUAUCUCCAGCAUAGAAAUCAACAAUAAUUUUUUCAUUGAUUUUCUCUUUCAUGUCUUGUUAUGUAUACUCAAUUUCAGCAAAUUUGCGAGUUCAAUAAAAAUUUCUUCAUAAGUGUGAUUGUAUUUGGAGUGUUCAAUUUUUUUGAAUUAAAGGGGGGGUAAGACGACAAAAUUUUAUUUGCUCAAUGAAUCGGGCUCCCUUUGAAUAGUAAAAGCCCCAGGGGAUUUUUUCUCGAAAGGCCAAAAAAGGUCCGAAAAAAAUAUUCCAUGAACUUUUUUCAACGUAUACGUUGUCCAAAAGUUUAUGGAAUAAUUUCAACGUAUACCUAGUUUAUGGAACAUUUUUUCUGGACGUUUCCGGAAAAAAUCCCUUGGAGGUUUUACUACUUUUGGGGAGCCUUUAACUUUGCGACAAAAAAAUUUUGUCGUCUUACCCCCCCUUUAAAAUCACUUGCAGAACUCCGCGUGAAUUUUUCGGAUGUGUUUCCAAAAACCACAAAAAAUAAAUCAAUUUUGACGUGUUCUACUUAAACGUGUCCCAAUUAAAAGUGGCACAACGAGUUUUGCUCACAAGACUUAAGUCAGUUUUACAAAAUCAAUUGGAUCGAAACGGUUACCAUCUGAUCUGACUGUUUGAUGCGACAAAAUGAAGAUUGCAUGUUGUGUUUUGAUUAUUCUGGCUUUGAAUGUGAUUUCGAUUUUUGGACAGUAUAAAUAUCCAAUCUGCCAGGAACCAACAAAAAAUGAUAAAAUAACAUAUCCGGAAAAAAUCAUAAUUUUCUUUGUUAUUGGAUUUUCUAAAAAAGGAGUUGAUGUGAGUCUGAAUCGUUAACGAAUUGUUUUUUAAAUUUCGAAAUCCAACAUUUCAGAAAGCAAAAAUUGCGUAUUUAUUGAAUCAACUGGCUUGUUGGAUUCCAACAAAUCAAAAUAUAAACUCGGGUGCAAUUCAUCAUUUCAAUAAUGAUCUUAUGGUGAAGGAUCAUACAGAAGUCAAAGAUACAAAAACAUUCAUAGAAUCAAUUUUCAAGGGUAUGGAUAAUUUUUGAAAAAAUGUUGUGAAUGUGAAAUAUUUCAGAGACAAAUGCAUUCGCAACUUGUGAUACUUUCAAAUCUGGUCUUACUUUUCUGAAAAACUAUCCUUGGGAUCCAGUCAAUAAGAUCAAAUUGAUUGUUCAUGACGAUUUAAUGGCGGGAACAACCAAUUGCGAUUAUCCGAAAGCGUUCAAUGAGACACAGCUGGACAAGAAAUUCGAGUUGUAUCAAAUCAAGUUUUCAACUGGCAGUGAUCCAAACACAUUUUACUAUCCGAAUAUAAAUACGAUCAAUACAGCAAGUGGGUUUUUCUCCCAAUAUGAAUCAUUUUUGAAACAAUGUUUUACAGAACAAAAUGCCACAGAUGAGUUGAGAAAUGUCACCUACACUUUGUAAGUUUCCUUUUUUUCUCAUAUAUAAUCCAAAUUCCUUGAAUAUUUCCAGCAUGCAACGUAUUCUUGGCACCGAUGUCGAACCUCCAACAACAGCAACGCCAUCAAAACCAUCCGAAAAAUCGGGAGAUAACACUAUUUUGAUUAUUAUUCUCGUCGUAGUUGCAGUAAUUGUUGUUGUCUUAUUGAUUGUCGGUUUGGCAUUCCGCAAGAAAUUGUUUUCAAAAUGCAAAAAAUCGAAGGAAGAAGACAACAAAACGAUUUUGAUCAUUGGAGAAAAAACUGAUGGUUCGAGAGAUUUUCAUUAUUUUAUUUUGAAACACCUUUUGUUUUUCAGAUCCACCAACAAUCAUCACUGAAGUUGUUCCGAAAAGUAUCAUCGCAAAAGAAAAGAAAUUCGGUGCUAUCAACGAUCCAACUAUGCAUUCAGCAAAACAAUGA